GAAGGUGGCACACUUGUGUCGUUGCCUCGGAAAAGUUGUCAGUCUCUCUCUCUCUCACUCGCGAUGCGGUUCCUCUUUGCCGUUCUUGGCGCUUUCCAAUGUAUCCUCGCUGCUUCUUCUCCCUCCUCACCCCAGUUCCACCUCAGCCUUGUGGGCGACGGCAGUGGGGACUACAUGCUAGACUGGGUCACCAGUGUCGACGAGAAGUCCUCGACCGUGUUUUUCGGUGCUUCCAACGAUAGCUUGGCAAACAAAGCCGAUGGAACGUCCUCGGGCAACGUCGUGGUGACGCCAUCGCUGUCGGUGCAGUGCUGGCAUGCUCGGCUGUCAGGGCUAGGCGCGGCAGGCUCCACCGUCCACUACGACCUCUCGUCAACUGGCACGACCUCCAAGUCGUUUGUCGUGUCUGGGCCAUCUAUGACGUGGGCCAUCUUUGGCGACAUGGGGUCGAUUGCAAUGAAGAAAGCGUCGGGGAUCACCUUGCCUGCGUUGACAUCGGAUCUCGCGGCAAAGUCAUAUCAGGGCAUCCUGAAUCUCGGCGAUUUGGCGUACGAGUUGGUCGAAACCAACGGAGAUGUGUACAUGCAGCAGCUGGAGCCGCUGACGUCUGUCGUGCCCAUGCACACCACCAUCGGCAACCAUGAAAUGCAAUACGCCAUGUUUGGAGCGCUCCCCAACUACAUUCGUCGGUUCGCGGGGCUAGCCGCGGGCGCCGGGCGGGCGAGCGGCUCGUCGUCGAACCGUUUCUACAGCUUCAACGCGGGCUAUGUGCACUUUGUUGUGAUUGACACGGAAGUGUAUGGGGACCAGUCGUUCAUGACGCCUGGCACGGACGGCUUCUGGUCAUCAUCCGAGACGGCGCGGGGUCAGAUGCAGGAAACCCAGCGGAGUUGGCUCGAGUACGACCUGAGCCGAGUGAAGCGAAAGGUCACGCCGUUCGUCGUAGUGUGCGGUCAUCGUCCACCGAGUAAAAUUCCCAACGCAAUCACCAAGCCAGGCAACCAGUUUGCCGCCCAACUGCUGCCGCUCCUGGAUAUGUACAGCGUCGACUUGAUGUUCUUUGGCCACGAACAUGCGUACUACAGCAUCGAACCGACCGUGGUCGGCAAGUACAACGUGCCGCCGUGGAUCAUCUCGGGCGCGGCAGGCAACAACGAAUUAAUUCGACCCGUGUCGAAGGUAUCGAUGGAUCCCGUGUUUAAAGUGAGGAAAAACAUCAACGAAUAUGGCUACGGGUACCUCAAAGCGACGGCGGACAAGCUCGUGUGGACAUGGGGGCAGGCGGCAACUAGCUCCCCGAAUGGCGAGUCCCCCACCAGCACCAGUUGGACCGCAGCCGAUUCGGUGGAGUUCUUGAAAAAGGACAUUGCCGACCCCACACCGACGGGAAAGCCAGUCAUGGUGCCCGAGACUGCUCCGACCAACAAUGUCACCAUCGCCGCCGCUGGUAUGGGAGAGUUUGCUACAGGGACUAGGGUUUUUUAUUAUUGUAGUAGCGCUCAUCAAUGUGGUUUUGAGCGUAGGAAGUGCCGCCCCGGCUGCUUCGCCUGAAAGUUCCAAGAAUACACAGGCAGGCCCUUCCGGUCAGUCUGGCUCCACGUCAGUCUCGCCAACCCAGAGUAAUUCUGGCGGGACGAGCCUGGUAUCGAACGCGAUAGCUAUGGUGAUGGUGGUCGUGGCAAUUGCCUUGGGAAGCGCUUAACCAGGGCUGGCUUAUUUUGUCACAAAUAUGUAGAAUCUUCGUAUAUAAUAUACCCAAAGAUGGACCCGUG
Messenger RNA from Aphanomyces astaci, 1772 nucleotides. RefSeq lists its product as hypothetical. Gene Ontology annotation, molecular function: acid phosphatase activity; metal ion binding. The coding region runs from base 64 to 1551 and encodes 495 amino acids. Lineage: Eukaryota; Oomycota; Saprolegniomycetes; Saprolegniales; Verrucalvaceae. The transcript is spliced from 2 exons. The record is from RefSeq and is a predicted model, not a curated record.